UGCCCCUGCUUUGCCGUGAAAAGAGAGCGAGAAAGCAAAUCCGGCAAAAUAUGGCGUUGCAGCUCUUAAAGCUUCCCAUAAACAUUUUCUCACUCUGUUUCAAGGGCAGCCCAAGCUUGUACUUCCUAUCUCACCCCAACUCUCAAAAGCUUUCUGUGAGAUGGGUCAGAGCCCAAAUUCACAGUCCCUUUAGAAGCUAUGCUGUUGCAAAGUCUGGAAAGAUUCAACCACCAAAGAAGAGAAAGAGGCUGGAUGAGAUAUGUCUUGAAAGGUUUCAACAAUACAGCCGAACAUUUAUUCAAUCAUGGAUCUUACAAGGCAAAGUGUUUGUUGAUGGAAAGGUGGUGAACAAAGCUGGAACACCUGUCUCUGAAAAAGCUGUUGUACAGAUAAAGGCUGAAGUUCCAAAAUAUGUAUGUAGAGCAGGAUAUAAGUUAGAGGCUGCAAUUGAGCAGCUAGGAGUUGAUGUUUCUGGUAAAGUAGUUCUUGAUUCAGGGUUGUCCACAGGAGGUUUUACGGACUGCUUGCUUCAGUAUGGUGCAUCAUUUGUUUACGGAGUUGAUGUAGGUUAUGGGCAGGUGGCUGAAAAAAUUCGACGAGAUGAUCGUGUUUCUGUGAUAGAAAGGACAAAUUUGAGAUACCUUUCUGAACUCCCCCAAAAAGUUGAUUUGGUCACUUUGGACCUUUCAUUCAUUUCAAUACUCUUGGUCAUGCCUGCUGUAGUCAAUGUGAUGAAGGAGGAGGCAAGCUUAGUUACCUUGGUUAAGCCUCAAUUUGAAGCUCGAAGAUCACAAGUAGGAGGUGGUGGGAUAGUGAGAGAUCCUGUAGUCCAUCAAGAGGUUCUCGACAAGAUCAUAAAGGGUGUAGAGAAUUUUGGAUUCUGCAGCAAAGGGUGGAUUGAGUCUCCAUUAAAGGGUGCCGAGGGUAAUACAGAAUUUCUGGUCUACUUUAGCCGGACAGCUACGAGAAAUGCGAAUUGAUUUUGUAUCCUCAUCGUACAAAUUGGGUUAGACUGCUGAAAAUUGUGCGACUUUUAAGGGACAAGUUCCUCCGGGAUAGAGUUUUCCUCCAAGUCAGUUUGAAGGGACUUUCUCCAAUUUUCUAGGUGGCAAAUUAGUAGACUAUCCAUCUGUGCUUUAGUGCAUCAUCUGCUUAUUAAAUGGGUCGUUUGAUCAGUAGCCCACACAUGGAUAAUCUUCAGGAUUGCCAUUUGAAGAAAUUUUUCCGAGAGGAAAACUUUGCCAUGUCCUAUUACAGUCUCAUCAUAUUUACGGGAAUUUGUCCUUACAAGAAUUUGCCCCCUUAGAAUUUCACGAUCUUACAAUCUGGGUGACAUGUUUCAAUUGCAUUUAUCAAUUGGUUGGA
Messenger RNA from Corylus avellana, 1365 nucleotides. Its product is annotated as bacterial hemolysin-like protein. Gene Ontology annotation, molecular function: RNA binding; methyltransferase activity. Lineage: Eukaryota; Viridiplantae; Streptophyta; Magnoliopsida; Fagales; Betulaceae. The record is from RefSeq and is a predicted model, not a curated record. Gene Ontology annotation, biological process: methylation.